AUUCCAUUCAGAUAAAAGGGCUCGUGUUCCUCUUAGUGUGGUUCACUUUAGCAUACGGCAUCGUACAAUUCCUUUAGACGGAACCCCUCGCGCUAUCUUUAAACAAUGGAGGAACUUGACAAGGAACAGAUUGGCAUUCUGAAGAAGGCUUUCGAGGCUUUCGACCAGGAGAAGAAAGGAUGUAUCGGCACAGUGAUGGUGGGCACAAUCCUUGGCAUGCUGGGGCACCAAGUCAGCGACGACGUCCUUAAAGAAAUUAUCGAUGAAGUUGAUGCUGACGGAUCUGGUGAAUUGGAAUUCGCGGAGUUCGUGACCCUGGCUUCCAGAUUCAUGGUUGAGGAAGAUGCUGAGGCUAUGCAGCAGGAACUUAAAGAGGCAUUCCGGUUAUAUGACAAAGAAGGCAACGGCUACAUCACGACAGACGUGUUAAGAGAAAUCCUCAGAGAGCUGGAUGACAAGAUCAGCGCUGAAGAGUUAGAUAUGAUGAUUGAGGAAAUUGACUCUGACGGUUCAGGAACCGUGGACUUUGAUGAAUUCAUGGAGGUCAUGACUGGAGGUGACGACUAAGCGACUGAAUUUACCAUCUAAGAGUUGUGCUCACCCCAGAAUAUGAAGGAAUAUCUUCACGUACAUUGACAUGAUACAAAAUUAUCAUUUGACAUGUCUUCCAAGCAUAAAUACCUUUUUAUAACGUG
This is a messenger RNA of Spodoptera exigua (beet armyworm), 695 nucleotides long. The record is from the annotation of a GenBank genome assembly. Lineage: Eukaryota; Metazoa; Arthropoda; Insecta; Lepidoptera; Noctuidae.